Molecule: messenger RNA, 591 nt
Organism: Peniophora sp. CBMAI 1063
Lineage: Eukaryota; Fungi; Basidiomycota; Agaricomycetes; Russulales; Peniophoraceae
Source: the annotation of a GenBank genome assembly
AUGAAGGCUACUAUUCUCGCUGUGCAGGACAUCUUUGCUGAGCUUCAAGGCGCGUGUCUACACACAGAUCUCAUACGAGCGCUCUCCCCUCGUCCCACCCCCGCGAUUACCACCAUUCUACUCUCGCCUCGUCCGCACUCUGGCGCCGUCCCGACGCCGCGCAUUACCACUCAUGACCUUGCACCUGUGCUUAAGCCAUACCUCACGCAGGCGACAGAGCUGCUGGUCAUCUCACCCAAACAAUCCGCGACGGCCCCUCCACUUCGCGAACUCGUCCUUCGACUACCCGCGCCCUUCGCACCAUUGCACAUAACGCCGUCCGGGAUGAGCCUUCACGUCACCGUCCACGACGUCUCGGCCGCUAUCCGCGACUUCCAGACGACACCCGCAUUCAAGUCCGAGCUUGACGCCUUGAGCGCCAAUGAUCGCGAGGAUGUGAAGGCAGCAUACCAUCAGCGCGCGGUCAUGGGCACACCCUCCGGCUCAGGCCUCAUGCGCGGUGAUUUCCUCCGCGGCGCAUCUGUGCUGGGCUGCGUGCCCGUAGCCAAUGCGCCAGGAGAAUUCGAACUUGCGCUAAGUAAGCAGGCGUGA